Messenger RNA from Gymnodraco acuticeps, 4895 nucleotides. RefSeq lists its product as uncharacterized. The coding region runs from base 2197 to 4656 and encodes 819 amino acids. NCBI's taxonomy places the organism in Eukaryota, Metazoa, Chordata, Actinopteri, Perciformes, Bathydraconidae. The record is from RefSeq and is a predicted model, not a curated record. The transcript has 2 exons. Gene Ontology annotation, biological process: DNA replication. Gene Ontology annotation, molecular function: DNA-directed DNA polymerase activity; nucleotide binding; DNA binding.
CUCAGCGCAGAUCUGUUCAACAAGUCAUCUCAACACAGACGGUGUUUUUGACAAUUCAAACCUACCAGAGCAAUUGAAGGGGAGGACCCCGUUAUCAAAAGGACAAACGCUGUUUGUUAAGGUCUGCUUUAAGGCCACACCAUCUGAAUAAGCUACACGUAGAUCACAUGUAAAACUGUUAUUGAUGUAUCCGCCAGGUAUGUUGACUUUACGUCCAUGAAUGUAGAAGCAAAGUGAAAUGUUUCUUCAGCGGUGCCACUGAUUUUUUUUGUUUUUAUGUUUUGUUUUUUUUGCGGGGGUGAUUUCUUAAAAACGGUCAAGCAUGGAUGAUUUAAAAGACGACGAAAAGUCCUUCAUCGAGGGUUUACCUGAUGUAAAUGAACUAUGCAGUGGUGAGGGCUUUGUGUACGAAGACAUGUCAUUUCCACAGUGGUCAGACAGUAACAGUGAGCUAAAUGACACAAUAACAGAUGUACGCGAGCCUACGCCCUUGACAGAAACAAGCCCCUAUACAGAUGGAGAAAGGUCCUUUCUGCAUGUAUUACCGGAUGUAAACGAAUUGUGCAGUGAUGAUGAUGAUGAAUUCAGAUAUAGGGACCUGUCAUUUCCGCAGUGUUCAGGCAGCAACAGUGAGUUAAAUGACGAGGGGUCAGCUGUAAACGAGCCCGCGGCCUUGUCAGAAACAAAUUCAAGCAGUCCAACAAAAACAUUAGGCGGUGCCUUGGAUUGGGUGAUAGACUGCUAUGCAGACCGAGGGCUUUUAGAGCAGCCUCUAGACAAUGCCCGCCGUCUGGAUGGACAAAAUAGCGAAGCUUCGCCCCACGCCUGCCUCCCCGUUUCCAGCAUGCAAGAUGACGGGUGUGUUAAUGACAGCUCGAAUGACUCAGAAUCACCCGCUUGCUCCAUGCAAAGUAACAGACAUGUUGAUCAGAAUGACACCCCGAAUGCUUCGGAAUCACCGGGCCCCCUGUCACAGUAUGGAGGAGGAGGCACUAGCAGAGAUGCCGAGCCAAGUGUUAUCUCUCGACCUGUAUUCGGUAACAUAGAAAUGAGACAGUCUCUAGUCCUACCGCCUAUUGGGGGUGAAGCAGACUUUGGAGUCUAUUUUCAGGGUCUGAUGAACAAUGUGCAUAACAUGCGUGCACAUGCUUUUGCACGGGCAGAAAGAGAAGAUAUCAUACAAAUUGAGUUACGUGGUGAAGAACUAAGGUUUAAUGUAUCAGCCAUUUUAAAUGGUCCCGAUGAUAAUCUGGAUGAUUUUGAGGAGGGGCUGUUCAAAGCCAUGCAAUCGAAUAUCAUGGUAAUGGCAGAAGGCAACAUGGAGCUCGUGGUUCAAAUUGUUCAGGCCCCCCCGUGGGGGGGUUCAGGGUAAACGGAUGAUUAGUAAAAUGUUAGACAGUGAGAUUGUUAAAAAGAAGGCGCGUUUUCUUUACGUUGUUCAGAACUCCUCCAACCAGCUGUGUUUUGCUAUUAAUUUAGCACUGUUGUUACACGAUAACCUCACUGAUAAUGAGGGGGUCAAGCGCGGUAAAGAGAUCCAGAAUAUGGCGGGUUUGACAGCUCAUACAGCUGUGACAUUCAGCGACAUUGAUAAAUUCGAAGACAGCUUAAACUGUAAGAUAGUGGUUUUUUUACCGAAACGGUGACGACCGAACCCUUUGUAAAUUUCAGACAGACGCCCCCAAACGAGACAAAACUGUGUUUCUGUUCCUCCUACACAACCAUUACUAUGGUGUGAAGAACUUGAAGGGGUUUUUAGGCUCUCCGUAUGUCUGUGAGCAUUGCUAUACAGGGUACAGUUCUCAAUGGAGUCACUCCUGUACUGGGCAUUGCUAUGUCUGCCUUGACCCUGCAUGCACCCUGGCAGAGUUUAAACCCAUCUUUUGUAAAGACUGCAACAAAACAUGCCGUACAGUCGGCUGUCAUUCUCGACAUAAAGAGCAGAAACAGAGAUCAACAGACAUUGCCAGUAACUGUGAUUUACACAAAAAGUGUGCAGAUUGCCAACUUUCUUACUACACCCCCAAGAGUAAAGCAGAUAAAACACACAAGUGUGUGACGAAAAAAUGUAGGACAUGCAAGGAAAAAUUACCAUCUACUUCUACGCUCGGGUGUGAAAAACAUUUGUGUUACAUAGGAGUGCAGCCUAAAGAGACAGAACACAAUGACAACAUUGUGUUUUAUGAUUUUGAAACAAUGGCGGGGGCAGAUGGGGUACAUAUACCUUUCUUGGUUUGUACAAAAACCUUGGGGGGUGAAAUUUGGGUCGGCGAAGGAAUCGACUGUGCACGGCAGUUUCUGGCACACUUUAGGAGCCCAAAGUUCAAGAAUGCAACAUUCAUCGCGCACAAUGCUAAGGGUUUUGACAGCUAUUUCAUUAUCAACGCAAUGGUUGCACAGGGGCUAAAGCCCCCGUUAACAAUGCAGGGAAGUAAAGUGAUCUCUUUUACUGACGAGGAUUUCGGCCACAGGUACAUAGACUCACUGUCUUAUCUGUCUAUGCGUUUAGCAGACAUGCCAAAAGCUUUGGGGUUUGGAGAUAAAAUCAAGGGGUACUUCCCUCACGGUUUCAGCUCCGAGGCUAACCUGAGUUAUAUAGGCCCUUAUCCACCCGCACGCUGUUAUGGGGUUGAACGCAUGACAACUGGUGAAAAGAGUGACUUUCUCACGUGGUAUGAGACGGUACGCCGGGGCAUUUUUGACUUUAGAGAGCAGGCAUUGCUUUACUGCAAAAACGAUGUGGCCAUUCUUGCCCAGGGGGCCUCAUUAUUUCGGAAAGGUUUUCUCGGGGAGACAGGAGUUGAUCCUUUUAGUCGUGCGACUAUAGCUUCUGCCUGUAUGAAAGUUUUUACCACAAACUUUCUAACGCCCAAAACAUUGGCAAUCCCCCCACCCGACGACUACCGCCGUGAAAACAAGACGUACUCAGACGCAGGUAUUCAGUGGCUGGAGUGGGUAGCUCAGACUGCAGGUGUUUUUAUUCAACAUGCGUUGAAUGAAGGAGAGAAACGAGUGGGACGUUUCGUCGUAGACGGGUUUGCCGAAGUUACCGGGGAAAAGAUUGUCUGGGAAUUUCUAGGUUGUUUCUAUCACGGCUGCCCCUCUUGCUAUAAGGGGCAUGAGAAAAACCCCUUGAUAGGUCACACAUUUGAGCAUCUCCAUGCUGUUAGCGAGGCAAAACUGCAUGAGCUAGAGGCUGUCCAUGGGGCCAAAGUGAACGUUAUGCGUGAGCAUACAUGGGUUGAGAUGAAAAAAUCCAAUCAAGAUUUGAAGGCUUUCCUCAAGGUAUACAAUGCACCAGAACCGCUGACCCCCCGCGAUGCUUUAUACGGGGGAAGGACAUGUGCAGUAAAGUUGAGGCACACAGCAGCGGUGGAUGAAUCGGUUCAUUACUGCGAUUUCACCUCACUCUAUCCUUUUGUAAACUGCACAGGCCUAUAUCCACUUGGACACCCUCAGAUCAUAUUCCGAGAUUUCAAAGACCCUCGCAGUUAUUUCGGGUUAAUCAAAGCCACAGUAGAACCUCCUAGAGGUCUGUACUUUCCUGUCCUGCCCUACCGAACUGCAGCUGGUAAACUGGUGUUCACUCUAUGCCGCACAUGCGCAGAGCUUAACAACCAACAGGGGGCCUGCUUGCAUAGCAAAGAGGAAAGAGCAUUAACAGGGGUUUGGGUGACCCCGGAAUUCACCAAAGCUCUGGAUAUGGGUUACAAGAUGACUCAGAUCACAGAGGUGUGGCAUUUUGAGAAGAAAAGUGACAGCAUUUUUGUAGACUAUAUACACACCUUUUUGAAGGGUAAACAAGAAGCAUCAGGUUACCCUUCAGAGGCCUCAGAUGAUGAGAGCAGACAAAAGUAUGUGGCAGACUAUCAUGCUAAGCAGGGCAUCUUGCUGGAUGCAGAUAAAAUCAAAUCAAACCCUGCCAAAAGACAAGUGGCAAAACUAUGUCUCAACAGUUUCUGGGGUAAAUUUGCCCAGAGAAGCAAUCUGACUCAGACUAAGAUUGUGACCAAAGCCGAAGAAUUUCUUAACCUCUUGUUUUCAGCUAAACAUAAGGUUACGUAUUUCUCAUUCCUCAACCCCCGAACGGCUCUAGUUCAGUGGUGCUACGGGGAAAAUUGUUACUCUACUCCCAACAAGGUGGAUAACAUAUUCAUCGCCGCCUUUACCACAGCGUAUGCCAGGCUGAAACUGUACAGUGAAUUGGAGAAAUUACAGCGCAGAGUAUUCUACUACGACACAGAUAGCAUAAUCUAUGUGACAAGACAAGGAGAGAGCCCUCUACCUAUGGGUGUGUAUCUGGGGGACCUGACAGACGAGCUGGGGGGCGAUACGAUUAAAGAGUUUGUUUCAGCAGGCCCUAAAAGUUAUGCUUAUCAGACCAAAAAUCAAAAAAAAGUUGUGAUGCGCGUGAAAGGCAUCACACAAACGCAUGAAUGUUGCAAACGAGUGAACUUUGACAGUCUGGCCGACCUGGUGGAGGGCUACGUUCAAAACUCUGAGAGGGGAAGGGUAAUUGAGGUCCCUCAGCACAGCAUUGUAAGGAAUAAAGAGGUUUUCGCUUUGAGAAAUGUGUCAUUCACCAAAAAGUUCCGAGUUGUGUUUGACAAGAGACGUUUGUUAGCCGGGGGAAAUACUUUGCCUUUUGGGUAUUGAGAAAAUAAUUGACGACAUGUUUUCACCAAGUCAAAUUGAUUUUGACCCCCGACUGCGUGUUCCUUUUUCCUGUCUAGUAGUGGGCCCUAGUGGUUGUGGAAAAACUUUUUUUGUCAAGAAUGUAUUGCAAAAUUGUAUUCACGUAAUGGAUGUACAGCCUCAAAAUAUUGUGUGGAUUUAUACUUCUUUCCAGCCCAUGUAUGCUGAACUGCAGGAAAAGAAUAAAAAUAUAAAAUUCG